Messenger RNA from Paramecium sonneborni, 1387 nucleotides. NCBI's taxonomy places the organism in Eukaryota, Ciliophora, Oligohymenophorea, Peniculida, Parameciidae. The record is from the annotation of a GenBank genome assembly.
AUGAACUCUGGAUUGAAUAACUAAAAUUCUUUAUUGCAGCAACUAACUCCAGCCUAACUUGAAGAGUAUUAGCAUUAGUUAAGGUAAACUUCUAACUUCAUAUUUUCAAUACUAUAUUACUUCAUAUGCACAAAUCAUAUAUUUGGCAAUUAAUUACUUAUUUUAGAUAGCAAUAAAUUUUAACGAAUCUUUUGAGUAGCAACUUGAAAACAUUAACAUAUCCUAGCAUCUUUCAAUAGUUUUAGGACAAUCUUAAUAGAACCUCAUAAUAGCAAGAUCUGAUCAAUUUUAAUCGUGGUAAGAUAUCAUCAAUUCUACAUCAAUUACAUUAUUGUGACCUUAUAGUUAUUUGAAUUAGCUUAUUUUUACAUAGGUUUGGGAGGUGCAAGAAAUUAGAUUGAUUAUAUGAAACUUUUAUAGAAAAGCUUUUAGAUAAAUAGUAAUAUCAUGAGUCCGUUCCAUUAGAAUUAGUUAUUCUGCUAAUUAGGAAUGAUGGGUCAGAUGAAAAAUAAUACUUUGCAAAAUCCAAUUACUGUUGAAGAUGAUGACCCCCCUUAAUUUUAGAAAUGCCAUAAUUCUAAAUGCAAUAACAGAGGAGAUCGUAAGACUAAGUCAAAGAAAGGAGAGACACUUUAAUUCUGUGAGAAAUGUUUGAGAAUGUAUAAUCGUGGAAAUUUUUGUGAUUUUUGUGAAUAGGUAUUGGAAAAUUUUUUUACGAUUUUUAGGUCUAUUCAAAUGGGUCAUAUGAUUAGGAUGAAUAAGAAUGGAUAUAAUGUGAUGAAUGUGAAAAAUGGGUAUAUUUUAAUUGAAAUAUAAUAGAAUCAUCUAAAUUGUGAAGCUAAAUAUAGGAAUUAGAAUAUUAAAGAAGAGACUGAGAAUAAAGUUUAUUAUUGUUUAAAUUGUUCUAAAAUUAAAAAACAAUAACAAUAAUAAUAAUAGUUUCAGUAAUAGAAGAAAUAAGAAAAGAUAACAGAAGAAUAUUAACCAAAGUAAAGAGUAUAAAUGGAAUGUGAGGAUGCUAGAAUAAGAGAGAAGAAUAUCAAUUUUGUUGCCACCAAAGAUAAUAAAGUUUAAUUUAGUAAAUUUAUAAAUUUAAUAAAUUUUAAUAGCAUUUCGAUUGAAUCUAUAUGACGAUGAAAUAAAGUCAGAUCUUGAUUUUCUGAGGAAUUCUGGCAAGAAAAACAUGAAAAAAUAAAGUUAAUAAGAUUCACCAAUAAUAAAAUAAAUGAUAGUACCAUAAUAAUAGUAAUAAGUAUAAUUAGUAUAUGAAGAGAAAGUAAAUGAGUUUUCAAAUUAUUAUUAGAAUUCUGAUUAAUAAUUGAAUAAUAGACGUAGAACUAGAAAUAAUAAAAAUAGAGUUAAUUACAGAAAUUUAGGGGGUGAAUGA